Messenger RNA from Rhododendron vialii, 646 nucleotides. Its product is annotated as transcriptional regulator TAC1-like. NCBI's taxonomy places the organism in Eukaryota, Viridiplantae, Streptophyta, Magnoliopsida, Ericales, Ericaceae. The transcript has a single exon. The record is from RefSeq and is a predicted model, not a curated record. The coding region runs from base 30 to 530 and encodes 166 amino acids.
CGAAUCUCUCUUGCCCUCUCCACCUGAAAAUGGAGUUUAAUCGGUCAAGUACAGAGAAGUCCCACCAAACAGUACAAACUUCAGAAGAUGCUCAGUACCAAGCUAAUUAUUCAGGCCAUGUUAUUAGGUCAUACACUUGCACUUUCUGCAAGAGAGGUUUCUCAAACGCACAGGCACUGGGUGGCCACAUGAACAUCCACAGGAAAGACAGGGCGAAGCUCAAGGAAUUUUCCGAAGGCAAUCAAACCCUUGUUUCUGACGACCCGUCGUCGGCCCACGUCGAAUCGAGCGAAGAGAAGUGCGGAAGCCCUAAAGGGCCAUGGGUUUUGUCGAAAGAGGACGACGAGGUUUCGAGGGGAAAAGAUGGCGCCCAUGGAGUGAAACAGCUCUGUCUGUUUGUUGAUCAUAGACUACAUCAAUCAUCAAGCGAGAUUAAUGAUGUGGAGAAAAGAGGCAGAGAGUCGAGUCAAGGCUCAUCGCGUGAUCAAGAACUGGACCUCGAGCUUCGGUUGGGGUUGGACCAGCCAUGAAAAAUCAAUCACAGGUACCUGCGGUUUAUUGUUUCUUUCAAAGGGGUUUGAAUUUCUUCAUAUCUUUCUUCGUUAACUUUAUAUUCUAUCUUCUUCUUCUUGUUCGCUUUGAGAAG